Molecule: messenger RNA, 967 nt
Organism: Lycium ferocissimum
Lineage: Eukaryota; Viridiplantae; Streptophyta; Magnoliopsida; Solanales; Solanaceae
Product: ATP synthase protein MI25
Exons: 3
Coding region: 1-915 (304 amino acids)
Biological process (GO): proton motive force-driven ATP synthesis; ATP synthesis coupled electron transport
Molecular function (GO): oxidoreductase activity, acting on NAD(P)H; proton transmembrane transporter activity
Source: RefSeq, a predicted model, not a curated record
AUGGAUCCUAUCAAAUAUUUCACAUUUUCUAUGAUUAUCUCUAUUUCAGGUAUUCGGGGAAUCCUCCUUAAUAGACGAAAUAUUCCUAUUAUGUCAAUGCCAAUUGAAUCAAUGUUAUUAGCUGUGAAUUCGAACUUUUUGGUAUUUUCUGUUUCUUCGGAUGAUAUGAUGGGUCAAUCAUUUGCUUCAUUGGUUCCAACGGUGGCAGCUGCGGAAUCUGCUAUUGGGUUAGCUAUUUUCGUUAUUACUUUCCGAGUCCGAGGGACUAUUGCUGUAGAAUCUAUUAAUAGCAUUCAAGGGUCAGGGCCUUUCUCGCUGGGCGAAUUGAGUUCCACGAAUAUGCAGGCUAGAAAGAUGCUAUUUGCUGCUAUUCUAUCUAUUUGUGCAUCAAGUUCGAAGAAGAUCUCAAUUUAUAAUGAAGAAAUGAUAGUAGCUCUAUGUUUUAUAGGCUUUAUCAUAUUCAGUCGGAAGAGUUUAGGUAAUACUUUCAAAGUGACUCUCGACGGGAGAAUCCAGGCUAUUCAGGAAGAAUCGCAGCAAUUCCCCAAUCCUAACGAAGUAGUUCCUCCGGAAUCCAAUGAACAACAACGAUUACUUAGGAUCAGCUUGCGAAUUUGCGGCACCGUAGUAGAAUCAUUACCAAUGGCACGCUGUGCGCCUAAGUGCGAAAAGACAGUGCAAGCUUUGUUAUGCCGAAACCUAAAUGUUAAGUCAGCAACACUUCCAAAUGCCACUUCUUCCCGUCGCAUCCGUCUUCAGGACGAUAUAGCCAUAAAGAUGCACGUCUUAGUGGGGAAAAGAUUUUGCCCCCGGUGUAGCUCGAAAGCAGAAAGAGUCGAAUUCAUUCGAGAGAGCUUGGUGGUCUUAAGAAUGGUUCGGGUGGGGGAUUCUCUUAAGAAUAAAGAAUUCGAAUAGAAUCUAAUUCAUGUUCAUGUUAACAGAAGAGCGGAUCCAAUACCAAGACGCU